Molecule: messenger RNA, 354 nt
Organism: Iphiclides podalirius (scarce swallowtail)
Lineage: Eukaryota; Metazoa; Arthropoda; Insecta; Lepidoptera; Papilionidae
Source: the annotation of a GenBank genome assembly
AUGCUGAAGAGGAAGUUUCAUCUCCUUUACGCGUGGCACAAUGUAGAGCUACAUGUUUGCAAAAGUUCGCGGCGCCUCGGCCUGGCGGGGAGUCAUCGUGUUUGCAAGGCCCCGACUGUUUUAUGUGCUGGGAAAAUUGUGAACUACUUCAAUCCAACUAUCAAGUGUGGGGUGCAGUUUGCGACGAACAAGACAUAUGCUUCCCUGGGUGCAAAAUCGCGUGCGAAUUCCACACUGAAGCAGCAAGAGCGUCGCAAACGCAACCGGUUAUCCAUACCAAAGGAGAAGGUGUUAUGCGAGUCAGCGGUGCUCUGGCCCGUUGGCCACCUCCAGCAUCGUCACGACCAGCUCCUU